This is a messenger RNA of Ramularia collo-cygni, 615 nucleotides long. RefSeq lists its product as uncharacterized. The record is from RefSeq and is a predicted model, not a curated record. NCBI's taxonomy places the organism in Eukaryota, Fungi, Ascomycota, Dothideomycetes, Mycosphaerellales, Mycosphaerellaceae. Bases 1 to 615 code for a protein of 204 amino acids. The transcript has a single exon.
AUGUGCAUACCACAUGGUGUGUACGUGCGUUCGCAUGGCGCCUUGAAAAUUGCAAGGGAGUUGAAAGAGGAAGCCAAGGCGGCGAUCAAUGACGAUCCGUUUUCGGGGGUGAUCGACAGUGGAGAAUGUGGAGUUGGCGCACACGCCACCGAGAAGAUGAAGCGAGCAGACGGCAGCACUGCAAUAACAUCAACAACGAAUCAAAACGACUUGCCUUGUGCUGACACCGAGGCAUAUAGCCACAACGCCAUCUUCCGUUUUGCCCCUCUCUGGCUUCGUGGAGCUGCAUGGUCGAUGAGCGAGCGACACGUGGUGUUGUUUGCCUGGAGAAUCGAGAUCGAUCUGUCCGUCCAUCGCUCAUCGACAGAUCGAUGGAGAUUUCAAUCACCGUCAGCAGGCCUUCUGGCAGCCUCGGAGGAAAUAUAUGGGGAAACAUGGUCUUGGGAUGUCGUUACGGCGGUAAGGUACAUGCUUGUCCUUUUUCCUGGGAUUCCUGCUUCUUGGCAAGGCUGCACAUCCGUUGCUGGCAAGUCUCGGCCAUGUUUCCAGCGGACCGCCCUGUCACGGACAAGCAAGCAGAUGGAGUCAAAGGUGCUGAGCGUUUGUGACAGUUAA